Hippocampus comes (tiger tail seahorse) is the source of this 3925-nucleotide messenger RNA. It is a transcript of the gene map3k3, whose product is annotated as mitogen-activated protein kinase kinase kinase 3. Gene Ontology annotation, biological process: protein phosphorylation. Lineage: Eukaryota; Metazoa; Chordata; Actinopteri; Syngnathiformes; Syngnathidae. Gene Ontology annotation, molecular function: ATP binding; protein binding; protein kinase activity. The coding region runs from base 889 to 2745 and encodes 618 amino acids. The transcript is spliced from 17 exons. The record is from RefSeq and is a predicted model, not a curated record.
GCGCGCCUUUGUGUUCAUACACUAUCCAAGAAGUAACUGCGCGCUCCCGCACCUUCCCUCGGUCUCAUUUAGGUAGCGAACAAACAAGCGCAAAUCCUUUGGGUUUAAAAGUAAUUUUUGGACUACAAUUUUUUGCGACACUUUGGGGAACAAGGACAUAAAGUCGAUGGCCUCCUUUACCAAAAUACUUUGGAAACUACUAAAUGAGUUCCGGUUGUGAAAUGCCUUUUUUUUCAGGAAGUUGGAGGUUGUCUAUUGGAAAGAUUUAGACCUUUGUUUUAAUCAGGAGAAGCGAUGAUGGACUGCUUGCUUUGUACCAAGGUUUGUCGAGUAUUUGUCGUUGAAAGACAAUAAUUUGGCGUCGAGUCAGUCACGAACAAGCCGAAGUGCUCAGAAGUUUGAUGAAUUUUGACCCUACUCGGCUUCCCGUCCUCACGCAUCCCCUGAACCCCUUUCUCUAUUCUAAAACGGAUUCCUUGAAAGUAAUUGAACAAGACGCCUUAUUUGGGCACCUCCAGAUGUUUAUUCGGAACGUGUUUUGUAUGCUUUCCCAGCAUGUCGGCCUCCGUAGCUCCUCCAAAGGAUCACUUCCCGUCUAAACCACCCACGUGACCUUGUUUUUUUUUUUUCUCCUUAUUGGGAACUGUCAAUUAACAAUCACCACUUGGCGUGUGUGAGACCCGAGGACCCCCUGUGGGCAACAACAUGGCCCCCGGCACGCACGCGCUUUGCUUGACGGCGCGUGCCCGUGCCCACUGAAUCUGGAGAAUGCGCGCGCACUAUCACGACGUCACCUGUCAACGCGGGCGGGGGGGAAGACACACGUGUGACAACCCAGUUGGACUGGCAGCACUUCUGAAGCUUUGAAGACCACGCAACGUCGCCACAAUGAAUGAACGACAGGCACUUCACUCCAUCAUGAAGGACCUGGUGGCCCUGCAGAUGACGCGGCGACAACCCAUCGUGCCGUACGACAGCGGCGGCAGCAAAUUCAAGACACCCGCUCAGGCUAAUAGACAGGAGGACGUCAGGAUAAAGUUUGAGUUCUCGGGUGAGAGGCGUAUCCUGAUGUUUGGCCGACCCGUACAGUUUGACGAAAUCCACCGCAAAGUCAAGCUGGUUUUUGGCCAGCAGCUGGACUUCCAUUACAUGAGCAACGAGUUGUCCAUCCCGCUGCGAGGGCAGGAUGAUCUGGACAAGGCCAUAGACCUGCUGGACCGAAGCGCGAACAUGAAGAGCAUCCGGAUCCUGCUGCUCGAACAGGAACACGACAAUCCCCCCUCGCCAUCCCAACAUGUGCCUUGCAAGCAGGUCCGAAUCAAAGCCUCACAGUCCACCGGAGACGUCAGUGCUACAUACUCGUCGUCGGAGCCUAGGGGGUGCCAUCUAUCCGCCGGUUCCCAGAAUGCGGGGCGCAGCUCGCCACCUCCCGGUUACGUGCCGGAAUGCCAACAGAGGAUCGCCCGCCAAGGUUCCUACACCAGCAUCAACAGCGAGGGCGAAUUCAUCCCAGAGACCAGCGAGCAGAGUGUUCUGGAUCCCUGGAGCAGCGCUGAAAACUCUGUGUCUGGAAGCUGUCAGUCUCUGAAUAGUAACUCAGACAGCCCCUCCACAAGGAAGUCUCGCAUGCACCGAGCCAAGAGUUAUCCUGACAACAGACAAGAGUUCUCAGACAGGGAGAACCACGUCUAUGACCGCAUAGUCGGCAAGGGGGGCUCGUACCCUCGCCGUUACCAUAUCUCGCUGCACCACAAGGACCUCAGCGAAGGACGACGCACCUUUCCCCGCAUCCGCCGCCCGCAGGGGAACCUCUUCACCCUCGUGCCUUCACGCCGCUCGCUCAACGGCAGCGAAGAAAGCAUCGGCAGCUGGCAGCUGGUGGACACCCAGGGCAGGCUCAGACCACAAGAACGCCCCGUCGUCACCCAUAAAUCGCCCACUGCUCCUGUGUCCUGGCGGCGGGGCAAGCUCCUGGGCCAGGGGGCGUUCGGGAGAGUGUACCUGUGCUACGACGUGGAUACGGGACGGGAGCUAGCCGCCAAGCAGGUCCAGUUUGAUCCUGACAGUCCCGAGACAAGCAAGGAGGUCAGCGCCUUGGAAUGUGAGAUCCAGUUGCUGAAGAACCUUCGCCACGAGCGCAUCGUGCAGUACUACGGCUGCCUGAGGGACCACAACGAGAGGACCCUCACCAUCUUCAUGGAGUACAUGCCCGGGGGUUCUGUCAAAGACCAGUUGAAGUCUUACGGGGCGCUGACGGAGAGCGUAACCCGAAAGUACACCCGUCAGAUCCUGGAGGGGAUGUGCUAUCUCCACAGCAACAUGAUCGUGCACCGAGACAUCAAAGGAGCCAACAUUCUGCGGGACUCUGAGGGCAACGUCAAGCUGGGCGACUUUGGGGCCAGCAAGCGUCUGCAGACCAUCUGUAUGUCCGGAACUGGCAUCCGCUCGGCGACCGGCACCCCCUACUGGAUGAGCCCGGAAGUCAUCAGUGGGGAAGGCUAUGGCAGGAAGGCCGAUGUCUGGAGUCUGGGCUGCACGGUGGUGGAGAUGCUGACGGAGAAACCCCCGUGGGCCGAGUACGAGGCCAUGGCGGCCAUCUUCAAGAUCGCCACGCAGCCCACCAAGCCUCUGCUGCCGCCACGCACCUCCGAGCAGGCGCACGACUUUGUCCGCCGCAUCUUUGUAGAGGCCGCGCGACGGCCCUCUGCCGAAGAGCUGCUCAGACAUUCUUUCUCGCGCGACUAGCCUGGACGGAGCGCGCGGCGUUACCAAAGUCGUUUGUGCGGUGUGGACAACAAACACCGUUGCUGGUUCUUUUUCGGUCAGCUUCCAAUGUGCAGGCCACGUUCGCAGGAGCCUUCAUGAGUUGGCGCGGAACGAUGAUGACGUUGGCCCUCUUUCGGUUGGACCGUGUUGCACAGCGGUGUCAUGCACCCGACUGGUGAAUUCAAAACGGUGUCCUUGAAAGUUUUAGCACACCGUGUGAAUAAACGUGUUGGGACGCAUGUCCACUCGUAUGCUAGAGUUUCCUCGAUUCGGGUUUCAUGUUAAGGUUUUUCGUUUCAAACAAGGGUUAAGGUUUCGAGGUAGGGUUAUUGCUUUCAAAUAAGGUUUCAAAUGAGCAUUUUAAGCCUGGGGUGGGCUUUCAAUGUCUGCUUUUCACAUGUUUCGAAAGAUGACUCAUUAAUUGAGAUGUGCCCCAAAACAUUUGUCCACAUAGCUGUUGGAAUAUUGUACUGUAAGAUCUUUUGAAGAUGGUGUCAAGUAUGAGGGGAAGAAACGCAAGUUGUCGGGUUUGUCUAAGAAAGUGUGUGGUUAGGCAGUAACUGCCAUUGAUGGGUGCAUGGUUGGUUGAUUGAUUGAUUGAUUGAUUGUGUUUCAGGGCUUGUGUCGUGUUGGAAAAGGCAGUAGGUUGUUUGAGCCCUGUAACCAGGAAGUGACUGUUGUCGCCCUUCUUGCUGGAUGCAGUGUGCAACAUCAAGAGUUGAGGCCGUCAACUCAUGUGACCUAAACGAGAGGCUGAUGAUUGUUUGGUUUUAUACGUUUUAGUUCAGUGUUUCAAACACAACGGCCUUGAGAACAAAGCUUUAACAGUCAAUUGUUAUCUAAUCAGAUGCACUUUUUAAAAAAAAAAUUGAAUGUCAUCUAUGAGUUUUGUAUUUACGUCCAAUGUGAUUUUAUUUAUAUAUAUUUUUUUAAUUUAUGCCUUUGUGCCACUUCACCUGGAAUAUAUAUUUUUUUAUCGAAUUUUAUACUCCAGUUGGUGUUGUUUUGACAAAGAAUGGGUAGAAAGCAGCUGGUUUUGCAAAUGUGCGCCCCCUUCCCAAGAAAAUAAAAUAAAUCUUUUUUUUUCUUCAAUAAUUUUUUUUUAUGUACACGCAGGAAACAAACUCUGGCUGGCCGGGUUCUGUUUGGGGGCACAGAC